Messenger RNA from Populus euphratica (Euphrates poplar), 1320 nucleotides. Its product is annotated as probable alpha,alpha-trehalose-phosphate synthase [UDP-forming] 9. NCBI's taxonomy places the organism in Eukaryota, Viridiplantae, Streptophyta, Magnoliopsida, Malpighiales, Salicaceae. The annotation marks the transcript as partial. The record is from RefSeq and is a predicted model, not a curated record. The transcript has 3 exons. Gene Ontology annotation, molecular function: trehalose-phosphatase activity. Gene Ontology annotation, biological process: trehalose biosynthetic process. Gene Ontology annotation, cellular component: cytosol.
CUUUAGGAAACUUUCCAUUGACUAUAUUAUCUCAGCAUACAAGAGGACAUCUAAAAGGGCAAUAUUCUUGGACUAUGAUGGAACAAUGGUGCCUCAUACUUCUCUUGCUAAAACCCCCACUCCUGAAGUCAUCUCUAUUCUAAACAAUCUUUGCGCUGAUCCCAUGAACAGUGUGUUUAUAGUUAGUGGCAGAGGAAAAAAGUCCCUGAGUGAUUGGUUUGUUCAAUGUGAAAAUCUGGGUAUAGCAGCUGAGCAUGGAUACUUCUUGAGGUGGAGUGGGAUGUCUGACUGGGAAACAAGUUUUUUGGCUGUGGAUUUUGAUUGGAAAAAUAUUGCCGAACCUGUCAUGAAAUUGUAUACAGAGGCAACUGAUGGUUCCUAUAUAGAGGUUAAGGAGAGUGCCAUGGUAUGGCACCACCAGGAUGCUGAUCCAGAUUUUGGAUCUUGCCAGGCCAAGGAACUGUUAGAUCAUCUGGAAAAUGUCCUUGCAAAUGAUCCAGUAGCUGUUAAGAGGGGCCAGAAUAUUGUUGAAGUAAAACCACAGGGAGUAACUAAAGGGUAUGUUGCAGAGAAGGUUCUUUCCAAAAUGAUUGCUAGUGGGAAACCCCCUGGCUUUGUGUUGUGCAUCGGGGAUGACAGAUCUGAUGAAGACAUGUUUGAAAGCAUAUCAAAAACACCAUAUAGCUCAUCACUCCCUUCAGCUCCAGCGAUCUUUGCAUGCACUGUUGGCCAAAAGCCAAGCAAAGCUAGAUACUAUCUAGAUGAUACUGUUGAUGUAUUAGCUUUGCUUCAAUGCUUGGCUGAUGCUUCAAGAUCAAACUUGAGUAACACAGAAACACAAGUUUCUUUCGAUAAUGUUGUACGGAAGGAACCGUGAUUCUUCCCUUUCCAUGCAAUGACACAGGCUGAACAAGCACCUUGGUGUCUGUAUGGUUGGGUGCAAGAAGGGUGCUUGUUUUGAUAAUCCUUAGUUUCUAUACAGUAGGUUUCGCCGGAAGCUGGUUUCUGAUAUUAACUCAUCUGUUGCAUGCUGUGUGGGGAUCGAUGCUGGUGCUUUGCAUGAUGCAAGAUGGGAUGAUGAAGAAUUUGUGGUCUCAAUCAAGCAUGACUAAUACAUUUUAUCUUUUUUACCCUAAAAAAUGCAGGGAAAUGAGGGCUGGGGGGGUGGGGGUGUAGAUACUGUGUAGUUCACAGGUUCAGAUGUUCAUCAUCAUACGUAGUGUUUACUGAUAAGAGAACUAUUUAGGUUUUUUGUAUACAUGUUUUUUUAUUAUAUAAGAAAGGCAUUCUUUAGGAGGCCAUACUUGUCUAUCUUGUUUU